Auxenochlorella protothecoides is the source of this 1065-nucleotide messenger RNA. RefSeq lists its product as hypothetical. Lineage: Eukaryota; Viridiplantae; Chlorophyta; Trebouxiophyceae; Chlorellales; Chlorellaceae. Bases 1 to 1065 code for a protein of 354 amino acids. The record is from RefSeq and is a predicted model, not a curated record. The transcript is spliced from 6 exons.
AUGGACGUUGAUGUCGUGGCGGCGGAUGAUGCCCCCUCGACUUCGAGACCUCUUGCAUCCGCUGGCCAGGACUCUCAGACGCCCCCUGUGCCACUCGGCGUGGUCAACAAGCUGGACGAUGCGGAGAAGAGGGAUCAACAGUGGCAGAAUGAUGCCACGGUGAACGAGUGGCGGACGGCGCCCGGCGAGGCGGGCACGCUAGGCCGAUUCGGGAAGUGCGUGUUGGAUGCGCUUCGACCGACAGUGGACGACGUCGUGGCCGUCGUCACCGAGUUGCGCACCGUCGGCUACCUGUUUGCCAACUUCCACGCCAUCCGUAUGGUGGAGGAGUUUGAGCGGCGAAAGCAGGCUGGCCGGGCGGAUGCGGAUGCGGCACUGCAACCACUUGACAAGACUUUUUUUUACAGAUGCCUGACGCUCAUUUGGCGACCUCGCGAGGCAGCCGGCGGAAAUGCAGGCACUGGGGCGAAGGCGGCGUUCUCACCGCUGGCCGACUCCGUCGCCCGCUUCCAGCAGACACUCGAGCGGGCUGGUGUCGACCUCCAGCCGCCCGACAUGGAGUACAUCGGCCCCUUCAUCCAUGAAGCGGCGGGGGACCUGGCUACGGCGACGGCCACCUACUAUAAGAGGGAGCUCCUCCGCCAUCUCCAGCAGAAGGCCAAGCUGGAGCUAGGGGUCGGUGACACUGCAGCGUCAGCCGCCGCCGCCACAGAGCUCAAGCGCAAGGUUGAGGAGCGUGCGAAGCAGCACGCGGCCAACAAGGACGCCGGCAUCCCCAGCAAGCGGCGGGGCUUGGGCAAGCAACGGCGCGCGGCGCUGGCCAAGCGCAAGGAGGCCGCGGCGAACGCCGCCGGCAGCCCCGCCCAGAGCCCCCAGAAGCCGCCGCCGUUGCGGCACAUCGGGCGGCUGUUCAGCCUCCUGCCCUGCAGACAGGGCUUUGAGGCGGUGCACAUCACCGGCACCCUGACGACGCUGUGGGCCUUCUUGCGGCGGCAUGAGAAGUUAGACAGGGGCGGCGUGGCGAGGAUGACGGGGCUGCAGCUUCCCACCGAGAAGGAGCUAUGA